Messenger RNA from Coniosporium apollinis CBS 100218, 1842 nucleotides. RefSeq lists its product as uncharacterized. The coding region runs from base 1 to 1842 and encodes 613 amino acids. Lineage: Eukaryota; Fungi; Ascomycota; Dothideomycetes. The transcript has 3 exons. The record is from RefSeq and is a predicted model, not a curated record.
AUGGUGUACGAUUGGGAUGGCAAGGAAGCGGAAUGCUAUCGCUUGUAUGUCGAGGAGAGGUUGACAGUCGAUGCUGUCAUGCGGCACUAUGCCUCUCUUGGGUUCAGCCCCAGCAAGCGUGCAUUCCAAACACAGUUCAAGCGCUGGGAUUUCCCGAGCAAGCAAAAUCCCGCUCACAAGAAUGAGGCGCUCGUCGCCAGAGUCAAGGAGCUAUGGGAGAGGAACACAAGUCAGAAGGAGAUGCUGCGCAUCCUCAAUAGCGAGGGCUUCGAUAUCAAGGAGCGGGAACUUAUGAGGCUGCGCGCCAGGAAUAGAUGGCUGCUGAGGGUACCCAACGGCAUGCAGGCCCGAGGCCACGCUGCUCCACCUACUCCGCAAGCAGACAACGAGACCCAUAAUUCCGCGCAAGGAACCUACCCCGACGCUGCUUCCGCAUCAGUAACGCCGAUAGAACAAACCGAAGCGGAACGGGAGGCUUCUCCCGAGCCACUGCCAGAGGUGCGUCAGAAGAGACAGCUUCGCCUGAACAAACUUCAAACGGAGAGCGAUGAGCGUUGGCGAACUCGUAAGCGCAGACGGCGAACACGCGGAUGGGCAGGCCUGCCUGCCGACCCUCAAGGACCCCCACGGUUUCCUUCUGAGACCACCAUCGACGAGAGCAAGCUGUACUUGAACCUGGACAACGCACAAUAUCGGCAAGUACGGGAUCAGUUCCAGGAUAUCUGCGAGGAGGAAGGCGUUGCAAAGAAGACCAUCGCCGGCGCUGAGAAAUGGCAAGCGGUCAAGGACAGGCUCGUCAGGGAGAACCAACACUUGCAGGCCGCUAUUUGGAAUGAUCAGCUGCACACGCCGGCGCAAAAGGCUCUUGCGUUAGACGUGGUUUGCACAGACGUCACGAAGCGUAUGCGAACUCUCGAACACAGGAUGACAAUAGCAGAAGCGAAGAAUGCUCUCUCAAUCAACCCCGAGGAGAGCAGGCAAAUCAGAAACGCUUUCUACGCAAUCCUCAAAGCCGAUUGUUUUACAAGUAAGCUUGAGGCCGGUGACCAGCAUUGGCAGGAAUUGAAGAGACAGUGGAUCGCAGACUCGGAGCUACUUCAGCGCAUACUUGCCCCUGGAGCUUCAGACCCAGACCAUUUCCUUAAGGUCAAAGCUAUUGAGGUCCUCUGCCGGGAUGUCAUGAAACGACUGCGCGACGACCAAACCAAGCGCGAUCCAACGCGGAAGAAGCAAGCCAGCAGUGGCCCUGGUCCCGGCCCAGCUCCACCCAGGCCGGCCGCUCAAUUGAACGUUUCAACGACACUUGACCACACCAGCACUGCCUCCACUGCGCAAAUGACGCCAAUCCAUACCAGCUCCGAGCAGCUCGCCACUUCCCACUCUGACUUGCAGAUAGAUCCUUCCCUCCUUCUAGCCGCGCAUGACUCCUCCAUAGCAGCAGCACAACACCAGCAAGCCUCACACGAUCAACAAUCUCAGUACAGUGCAGCAAAUCACCAAGCGUCCGCAUACCCCAUCAACAGCUAUGCGCCAAGUGCCUACCCGCCCCAACCGCAAGCCAUCGCCAUCUUCUGCCGCCUGUCUGCCAUAUCGCCCGUUCAACGGGAGCCUAAGAUCUGGCUGGAUGUUCUGGCGACUGGCACCAUUGCAGAGCUGCGGCACCUUAUUCUGACUAAGCAUCCCGGUACCGCAGUCGCUCGGCUUGAAGGUGUAGUAAGCGACCAGAAUGUUCAAGACAUAUUGUAUCCUUUGGAUCGAGAUGAUGAGUUAUAUAGCUAUCUGGCGCAUGUUUCGGGUGGAAAGGCGACUUUUGUCGUGCAUCUUGUAGAGAGUUACACUUGA